Molecule: messenger RNA, 1155 nt
Organism: Wasmannia auropunctata (little fire ant)
Lineage: Eukaryota; Metazoa; Arthropoda; Insecta; Hymenoptera; Formicidae
Gene: Or115
Product: odorant receptor 13a-like
Exons: 5
Coding region: 88-1155 (355 amino acids)
Biological process (GO): sensory perception of smell; detection of chemical stimulus involved in sensory perception of smell
Cellular component (GO): plasma membrane
Molecular function (GO): odorant binding; olfactory receptor activity
Source: RefSeq, a predicted model, not a curated record
UUGCGGAAAGAGGAAAGAAAUUUAUUCUCGCCAACUUUGUCUAAAAAGGCAGAUUUGGAGUAUGCGUACGGGUGGAAUCGUUAUACAAUGCCAUUUAUGGGAAUUUGGCCAGAAGAUAGAAGUCUCAGUCAAGCUUCGAGUUAUCUAGUGAUAGUUCCCGUUCUAAUGAUGUUUUGCUUCUGUUGUGGACCGAUAUUGGCCAAUUUGCCGUUCGUUUUGGACGACUUUGACGCGGUGGUAGAAAACUUAUCCGCAAACAUAACAAUGUUGAUCUCGAUGUUGAAGACCAUUAUAUUUUGGUCUAACGGUGGACCCAUGAAGACACUCGUAUCAUACAUGACGAGAGAUUGGAACGUGACCACGGAUGAACAAGACCGUAGAACGAUGUUGGGCAUAGCGGACAUCACAAGAAAGCUGUCGAUAAGAAGCACUAUGUUUGCUCAAAGCAUAGUGAUGAUUUACAUGAUGUUUCGACUCUUCGAAAUUCGACAAAACGGUCGCCAGCUGUUCUAUCAAUCGUACUUUCCUUACAACGCGACCAGCAGCCCCUCUUACGAAUUGACUCUUUUCGGUCAAUUCGUGGGCGCUAUGUAUUCGGCAGUUACAUACGCAGCAAUAGAUACUUUCAUUGCCACUUUAGUACUUCAUAUAUGUGGUCAGCUGUCGAACCUACGCCGCGAACUGACAAAUCUGUGCGUCCACACAAGAGCGGAAUUCCAGAUGAAGUUGGGAAAUAUCGUGAGGAAGCAUGAAUAUCUCAGCAGAUUUGCAGAAACGAUCGAAGAUUGUUUCAACAUGAUGCUUCUGAUACAGAUGCUCGGAUGCUCGUUGCAACUUUGUUUCCAGUGUUUGCAGACAUUCAUGUCAAUAAUGGACGAAAUAGUAAUAGACGAAGUAUUCUUCUUAAAAUUCUGUUUCUUGUUGAUCUACGUGACUUACAUAUUGCUGCAAUUGUACCUGUACUGUUACAUCGGCGAGAAACUAUUUGUCGAGAGCACGAAAAUAGCAUAUGCGGCAUAUGACUGCAGUUGGUACAACUUGCCAGCGAGCGAAGUGAGAUCGCUAAUGAUCAUCAUAUGUCGAGCUCGACUGCCAUUAUACAUCAGCGCCGGCCGAUUCUGUUCUUUCAACCAGGAGCUCUUUGGCGAGGUAUGA